CUCUGAUCGGCUCCGGGCUGCUGGGUCCACGCUGACCGCAGACCACACCGCAUACCCUUCUGCUCCCAAGGAAGAGCCGGGGCAGUAGGUCCUCGCCGGCCCAGCCCCUCACGAGAGAGAGGAAGGAGAGAGAAACAUCGAUGUGAGAGAGAGACAUUGAUCGGUUGCUUCUGUAUGCACCCCUGCCAGGAAUUGAACCUGCAACCUAGAUCCAGGAGAUGCUUCCUGGAGCCUGGCUGCACUGGGCCUGCCUCCUGCUCCUGGCCAGGCUCGCCCGGCCCUGCCCCGUGGGGUGUGACUGCUUUGACCAGAAGGUGUUCUGCACUGAUGAAGCACUGGCCACCAUCCCACUGAACAUCCCACCCCAUGCCACGGACAUGGUCUUCAUAGAGACCUCGUUCACCACGGUCGGAACCAGGGCCUUCAGUGGCAGCCCCAACCUAACCAAGGUAGUAUUCCUCAACACCCAGGUCUGCCACUUUGAGCCAGAUGCCUUUGGCGGACUGCCCAGGCUCCAGGACCUGGAGAUCACUGGCAGCACCUUUUCCAACCUCAGCACUGAGAUCUUCUCCAACUUGGCCUCACUGGGCACGUUCACCCUCAACUUCAACAUGCUGAAGGUUCUGCCCGAGGACCUCUUCCACCACAUGGAUGCCCUGGAGUCCCUUCAGCUGCAGGACAACCAGCUCCAGACCCUGCCCCGGAGGCUCUUCCAGUCUCUGAAACACCUGAAGACCCUCAACCUUGCUCACAAUCUCCUGGCCCAGCUGCCCGAGGAGCUGUUUUACCCUCUUGGCAGCCUGCAGACCCUGAGGCUGAACAACAACAAGCUGUCCAGCCUGCCCCAGAGCGUGUUCGCCAAGCUGGGCAGCCUACAGGAGCUCUUCCUGGACCACAACUCCAUCUUGGAGCUGCCCCCGGAAGUGUUCUCACAGCUCUUCUGCCUGGAGAAGCUGUGGCUGCAGCGCAACGGCAUCCGGCACCUGCCGCCCUCCGUCUUCUCCUCCCUGGGCAGCCUGACCUUCCUGAACUUACAGGAGAAUGCACUGCACGUGCUGCCCGCUGGCCUCUUUGCCCACACCCCAAGACUCGUUGGCCUGGCCCUGUCCCACAACCGGCUGGAGACUGUCCCCGAGGGAGUCUUUGCCAAACUGUGUAACCUCAGUUCCCUGACGCUCUCACACAAUGCCAUUACCUAUCUCCCGGCCGGCGUCUUCAGGGACCUAGAGGAGCUGACCGAUCUCUACCUGGGCAGCAACAACCUGACAGCCCUGCACGUAGACCUCUUCCAGAGCCUGUCCAAGCUCGAGCUGCUCAGCCUCUCCAGGAACCUCCUGACCACCCUCCCGGAGGGCAUCUUUGGCACCAACUUCAACCUGUUCAAGCUCGCCCUGCGUGGCAACCCCUGGCAGUGUGACUGCCACCUGGCCUACCUCUUUAGCUGGCUGCACGAGUACAAUGAUAGGUUCUUCAACACCCAGACCUACUGUGCGGGUCCUGCCUACCUGAAGGGCCAAGUGGUGCCUGCUUUGGAGAAGGAGCAGCUGGUGUGCCCUGUCAGCCAUGACCACUCGGACUUCCAGGCCCUGGGGCUGGAGGACAGGGAGCUGCGGGGCAGCUGGGAUCUGUCUGCGAAGGAACAGGCAGCCCGGCACCAGUGCGUCUACAGCAAUCCCGAAGGCACUGUCGUGCUCGCGUGUGACAGGGCCCAGUGUCGCUGGCUGAACGUCCAGCUCUCUCCUAGGCAGGGCUCAGGCUCCCCGGGAAUGGUGUACAAUGCCACUCAGAAGUGGGAACUGAAGUCGAGCUGCGGCGUUGUGAGGCUCACUCUGUCUAUUGAGGCUCAGGCAGGGGAGCCCUAGGUGCAGGGGGCACAGAGCCAGGAGCCUGGGCAGACGGCGUCUGCAGUCUGACCAAACAGGAGGUGGGGGCAGAGGGGAAGCUGAAGCUAGUUUUUCAGAUGCAAAGGAUGGAGGUACCAAGUCCAAGGUGGUGGUGGCCAAGGGCAACACCUAGAGUCUCCUCCUCCCCUCGUUCUUCAUUACUCCCUCUCAGAGUCUGAGACCUAACAAGGCCUUUUUUAAGCUUUACAGAGAACCCAUUAGAGCUACAUCAUGGUCUGGAGAAUAAAAUGAGGCCACCCUCCUGGUGUUUUUCUAUUAUUUAAUUCCCAUCCCACUCUCAUCCCCACCCUGAAGUUCCGACCGUUAGGUACUAUUUUUACAAAAUGGAGGCUACCCUUUUCUGACUUUCAGUUCGAAAGCCAAAUGUCUGUAUCUAUUUCUCCCCUUGGAAAUCUGUUUUUAAUGGAUACAGGAGGUGAUUGGAGCAGAGGUGCCCAGAAUGGUUAGGGACAAGGGCCUGGCUCUGGCGUGUUGGGAAUUCACGGCCCCAGCUUCUCCUCCAGGUCUGCUUGUGGAACUCGGGAAGCAAGGCACUGCCCUGGCCGCUGUGGCUCAGUCGGUUGGAGCAUUGUCUCACAGACUGAAAGGUGGCAGGUUCAAUUCCCUGCCACAGCACAUACCUAGGUUGCGCGUUCGAUCCCCUGUCAUGGAGAGUAGAAGACGAAAACCAAUGGAUUUUUCUCUCUCACAUCGAUAUUCCUUUCACUUUCUCUCUACAAGCUAUUU
This is a messenger RNA of Artibeus jamaicensis (Jamaican fruit-eating bat), 2630 nucleotides long. It is a transcript of the gene CPN2, whose product is annotated as carboxypeptidase N subunit 2. The coding region runs from base 219 to 1862 and encodes 547 amino acids. Gene Ontology annotation, molecular function: protein binding. The transcript has 3 exons. Lineage: Eukaryota; Metazoa; Chordata; Mammalia; Chiroptera; Phyllostomidae. The record is from RefSeq and is a predicted model, not a curated record.